CCCGCCCCUCCGUCGCUCGCGCGCCUCUGCCCCUCAAGGCGCUGGCGCAGAGAUGGCGGAGGCGGUGGAGCGCACUGACGAGCUCGUCCGCGAGUACUUGCUCUUUCGCGGCUUCACGCACACACUGCGGCAGCUGGACGCCGAGAUCAAGGCGGACAAGGAGAAGGGGUUUCGGGUGGACAAGAUUGUGGACCAGCUGCAGCAGUUAAUGCAGGUGUAUGACCUGGCUGCCCUUCGAGAUUAUUGGAACUACCUGGAGCGUAGGCUCUUCAGCCGCUUGGAAGAUAUGUAUAGACCCACUAUCAACAAGUUGAAAACCAGUCUUUUCCGCUUUUAUCUCGUCUACACAAUCCAGACAAACAGAAAUGACAAGGCUCAGGAAUUCUUUGCAAAGCAGGCCCCGGAGCUCCAGAACCAGGCUGAGUGGAAGGAUUGGUUUGCCCUGCCCUUCCUGCCAUCCCCAGACACCAACCCCACCUUCGCUACCUACUUUUCUCGCCAGUGGGCCGACACCUUCAUCCUCUCCCUGCACAACUUCCUGAGCGUCCUGUUCCAGUGCAUGCCAGUUCCCGUGAUCCUGAACUUUGAUGCGGAGUGCCAAAGGACCAACCAGGUUCAAGAAGAAAAUGAAGUUCUGCGCCAGAAGCUGUUCGCACUGCAAGCCGAAAUCCACCGACUGAAGAAAGAGGAGCCACAGCCAGAAGAGGAGGAGGCCCUGGUCCAACACAAAUUGCCUCCUUACGUCUCCAACAUGGACCGCCUGGGGGACUCGGAACUAGCCAUGGUAUGCAGCCAGAGGAACGCAUCCCUCUCUCAGUCACCACGUGUGGGCUUCCUGUCCUCCCUGCUGCCUCAGAGUAAGAAGAGCCCGUCAAGGUUGUCACCUGCCCAGGGCCCCCCUCAAGCUCAAAGCUUGGCCAAGAAAGAACCCUUUGGCGGCCAGGCCACCAAGGGCAGGGAGCCAGCGAGCGCACCCAAGGAUGGGAAGAGCCCCUUCAGCGGGCUGGCCGCUGGGGAGUCCGGCUGGUCUCAGCACCGGCAGCGGCGCCUGCAGGACCACGGCAAGGAGCGGAAGGAGCUCCUCUCCAUGACGUUGCAGUGUGCGGAGAAGAAGCCUGAAGCUGGUGGCCCCGAAGUAGAGCCCUGCCGGAAGCCCCACAUGGAGGCGCUGGAGUCGCUGACUCGGUCCCACGGCAGGCCCCCGAGGGUGGGGGUUGUCCGACCCGAGCAGCCGUUUCAUCGUGCUGGGGCAGGGAAGGAGUACGGGGAGCACCACUCCUCCAUCAUGCACUGCAGAGUGGACUGCUCCGGGAGGAGGGUCGCCAGCUUGGAUGUCGACGGGGUCAUUAAAGUGUGGUCCUUCAACCCCAUCAUGCAGACCAAGGCAUCUUCCAUUUCCAAGUCGCCGCUGCUUUCUUUAGAGUGGGCCACCAAGCGGGACAGUGCUGCGCACGCUGUCCUUUGCUCCUGCCCCUUGUCAUUCCAGCUCCUGCUGGGCAGCGGGAUGGGCACGGUGCGCCUCUAUGACACGGCCAAGAAGAACCUCUGUGUGAUCAACAUCAAUGACGACAUGCCCCGGAUCCUGUCUCUCGCAUGUAGCCCCAGCGGGGCCUCUUUCGUCUGUUCAGCUGCAGCUCCGAGCCUCACCGCCCAGAUGGACUUGUCAGCCCCAGACAUCGGCAGCAAGGGCACUAAUCAGGUUCCUGAGCUGCUGCUGUGGGACACGAAAACCAUGAAGCAGCAGCUCCAGUUCUCCCUGGAUCCGGAGCCCAUUGCCAUCAACUGCACAGCCUUCAAUCACAAUGGAAACCUGCUGGUCACGGGGGCGGCCGACGGCGUCAUCCGGCUGUUCGAUAUGCAGCAGCACGAGUGCGCUAUGAGCUGGAAGGCCCACUGCGGGGAGGUGUACUCCGUGGAGUUCAGCUACGACGAGAACACCGUCUACAGCAUCGGCGAGGACGGGAAGUUCAUCCAGUGGAACAUCCACAAGAGCGGCCUGAAGGUGUCUGAGUACAGCCUCCCCGCCGACGCCACGGGCCCCUUUGUGCUGUCCGGGUACAGCGGCUACAAGCAGGUUCAGGUCCCCCGGGGGCGACUCUUCGCUUUUGACUCGGAAGGAAAUUACAUGCUGACGUGUUCUGCCACGGGAGGCGUCAUCUACAAGCUGAGCGGGGAUGAGAAGGUUCUGGAGAGCUGUUUGAGCCUGGGUGGCCACCGGAGCCCCUGUGGUCACCGUGGACUGAGCACGGCCAUGGACUGCGACUGCCUCACAGCCUCCAUGGACGGCAAGAUCAAGCUGACCACCCUCUGGCCCAUAAAGUUCUGA
This is a messenger RNA of Phacochoerus africanus (Common warthog), 2326 nucleotides long. RefSeq names its product WD repeat domain 91 (gene WDR91). Lineage: Eukaryota; Metazoa; Chordata; Mammalia; Artiodactyla; Suidae. Gene Ontology annotation, cellular component: extrinsic component of endosome membrane; late endosome membrane; early endosome membrane. The record is from RefSeq and is a predicted model, not a curated record. Gene Ontology annotation, biological process: early endosome to late endosome transport. Gene Ontology annotation, molecular function: protein binding; phosphatidylinositol 3-kinase regulator activity.